Molecule: messenger RNA, 1001 nt
Organism: Trifolium pratense (red clover)
Lineage: Eukaryota; Viridiplantae; Streptophyta; Magnoliopsida; Fabales; Fabaceae
Product: elicitor-responsive protein 3
Exons: 5
Coding region: 377-826 (149 amino acids)
Source: RefSeq, a predicted model, not a curated record
ACAUCUAAUAGUGGUUGAGUCCAACAGAAUAGGUCAGUAUCUCAUGCAGAUCAAUGUUUGAAUUUCAAUCAAUAUAGGUGUCGAUUUUACCUUCAAUAUUCAAUAGUGUUUCGAACAAUAAUGACACAAAUUAAAUAUUUUGUUUACUAUAAUUUUAAAAAAUUUCUAUAAAGGGACUCAAAACAUUUAAAAAGGUACAACUGUACAAGUUGGAUCCAGGAAAAAUCCAAUUCAAUUUAAUACUAUAUACUGAUUCGGGCAUUUUCUGGUACACUAAACCUUUAAGAAGAAAUAUAUUAGAAGCAUCCAUAAAUAAAGAAAAAAAGUUCUUUACAAUUUAGAAUUUGUGAGAUUUGUAUUCCAAAAUCAAAGAAAGAUGCCUCGUGGAACACUUGAAGUUGUUUUGAUCAGUGCCAAAGGCCUUGAGGACAAUGAUUUUCUCUCUAGCAUAGAUCCUUAUGUGAUUCUUACUUAUAAGUCACAAGAGCACAAGAGUAGUGUGCAAGAAGGUGCUGGAUCUAACCCUCAAUGGAAUGAGACUUUUCUUUUCACUGUUUCUGACAGUGCUUCUGAGCUCAAUCUAAAGAUAAUGGAAAAGGACAACUUUACUAAUGAUGAUAAUAUUGGAGAAGUAGUAAUUCAUUUAGAUGCCGUGCUUGAAGAGGGUAGCCUUCCAGAGACUACCUACAAUAUUGUGAAGGACCAAAAGUUUUGUGGUGAGAUUAAGGUUGCUCUCACUUUUACUGCUGAGAGAAAUAUUGAACGGAGUUACAAUGCUGAUGAUGAAAUCAUUGGUGGAUGGCAACAAUCAGCUAGAGAUUAUUGAAGUGAAUGAAGGAUUUACAUAUUUUCAAGAUCCAAAAUCUACCAAGUCCAUUUUAGAAUUUUAAUUGAUCAAUGUGUUUUCUGGUGUGAUGAUCUCAUAGUGUUCUGUUUUGUUUUUCAUCCCUUUUGAUGUAAACUACAUUUUGCUCAACAUAAUAUUUUAUGCACUAGUUUAA